AUGAAAGGCCUGUCCAGCAGUCGGAGUCACCAUCAUGUGGUCUCCUAUGAACCAUCGUAUGAUCCACUGGGUCACCAUGUUGACCGCAAGCCAUAUUUGAUUAGUCAGAUGGACAUACCUGUGCCCAUUCCCAUGCCACAUCCGGCUGAGCUGCCCUACUACAAUGCUCAGCGCACUUCGUACCCCUCUGACAGCAACAGCAUCGUCCCAUACGGAACCUUUCCCAGGAGGUGCCACUCCACCUCCUCAUCCCACCAUCCUGAGGUAAAGGAUGAGUGUAUGGCCAUGGUACCAUAUAUAGGAGGAGGAGGAGGUGGAGGAGGAGGAGGAGGAGGAGGAGGCUAUGGAAGUAAAACGCCUACGCGGGUACCAGCAAAUUUUGUGGACCCGUUUGAGCGUCAGCCGUCCUUUUCCAGAGAUGGCUACCACACACUGCAGUACAAACGAGGAGUGCUGGCCCACGGUGGGGGGAUGGGGGCCAACAACAACAACAAUGACAGCCCAGGGAGAAUCCGCCACCUGGUCCACUCAGUCCAGAAACUCUUCACCAAGUCACACUCACUGGAGGGGCCACACCACACGCAGUCCUCCAAGGGGGCCAAUAAUGGGAGUGUUAAUGGUGGCGGUGGUGGCGGAGGAGGUGGUGGUGGUGGUUCAAGGGCCAGCCCAGAGGGUGAAACUCCACCAGUGGGAGUGCGCCACCGGAAGCGCAGCAAGAGCCGCGAGCGCUGUCGAUCAGCGGAGCCCAAGCAUCGAAGCCACCACCACCAUCACCACCAGCUCCACGGCUCAGCAUCUGCUCCAGGCUCUGGAUACUGGAGCUCAGAUGACAACCUGGAACGGGAGCUGUGUCUCUACCACCCUCACCACCACCAACCUCCACCCUCACCCUCUCCCUCCAUUUCCCCUUCACCCAUCGCCAUGACCAUGGGCCGGUACCCGGGCAACAACCCCGAAAAGUUCCCCCAGGCGCCCCUCCCCAGUCUCUCCUCCUCGCAGUCCCAGCAGUACUUCAUGAUGGACCCCUACGGCACACUCAACGAGCACACACACACCCACGCACACCAUGGCCACACACACCACCACUCUGCACUCAAAGCCUCCCGGAGCAACAACGAUGUGAAGUAUGCAGCGUCAUCGACAUGCAUGCCAGUUAGUGGUAGCAGCAAUAACAGCGGUGGCGGUCUCGGUGGAGGAAGUGGCCCCUUGCUGCCACUGGGUCUUGUGGACGGGCCCCUUGUGAAGAAAGGGGCGUGGUCGUCAAGCCUAACGGUGAGCAGGGCCCGAGAGGUCUACACCAACAACAGCAGCCACAACCAGCUUCGAGCCAGCGCAGGAUCCGGUAACCUAAACCUAGAUAGAGCUCUAGUCAAAUCUAAGGGCAGUCAGCAGCAGGAGCGCUCUUGCCAUUUCUUGCAGGUACCUCAGGAUGAGUGGAGCGGCUUCUCUCCUCUGGGGAAGGAGGACGACAUUCCCUGUCGGAGGAUGAGAAGCGGCAGCUACGUCAAAGCCAUGGCGGAGGAUGACAGUGGAGACUCUGACGGGAGUCCCAAACCCUCCCCCAAGAUCCAGGCUCGCCGGGCCAGCUACCUGAAAGCCACGCAGCCGUCGCUGACCGAGAUGACCACUCUACAGAUUUCGACGGAGCAUUCCCCCAAACUCCAGAUCAGGAGCCACAGUUACCUGCGAGCGGUGAGUGAGGUUUCGAUCAAUAGAAGCCUGGAUACCCUGGACCCCAAAACCCUCCUCGACCCCAAAUCGCUGCUGUCCUCACCCCAAUACCGCUCACGCAAUGAAAGCUACAUGAGGGCCAUGAGCACCAUCAGUCAGCUGAGCGAGGUGGAGGUCAACGGGCAGAUCGAGCAGGUGUGUGAGCAAGUCUACAGCGAGAUGCAGGCCCAGGCCAUGGAGGCGGCCAUGGACAGCAUGGACACCAUGGACACGCUGCCCAUGCCGGGAUGCUUCCGGAUGCGGAGCCACAGCUACGUGAGGGCGAUCGACCAGGGCUGCGCCGGGGAGGAGGAGGGAGAAGGGGGGAGGCCUCUGAUCCUGCUGCCGUCGUCCCCACCGCGAACGUCAGCCACCACUGUGAGGACCAUCCAGAGCAGCACAGUUUCAUCCUGCAUCACCACCUAUAAGAAAACCCCUCCCCCUGUGCCGCCCCGGACCUCCACCUGCUCCACGACCUCCAAGCCAUACAUCUCCAUCACAGCCCAGAGCAGCACCGAGUCGGCUCAGGAUGCGUACAUGGAGGAGGAGGGGCCCCGAGGAGACAUGACCAUCCAGUCAGGACUCAGUAACUCCACAGAGAGCAUCGACAGCAUGAAGGCGUUGACCGCUGCCAUCGAAGCUGCCAAUGCUCAGGUCCACGGACCAGCCAGCCAGCACGUCAGUAACAGCACCAUGACGGUCAGCACGCCGACCCCCUCGGUUCUGAGCAGGGGCGUCGCUGUGGACGACCACCGGGACGACUACAGGAAAGAAGCACUCAGGAAGGGAAAGUGUCUCUCCAUCGGCAUCCAGGUGGACGGACCCGAGGAGCUUCCAGAUCCAGAGGACCCGUCCAAGUUCACCUCUGUGGGGAUACAGGUGGAAGAUGACAGAGGAUAUCGCCGGUUCCAGCGCUCCAACAGUGUGACCGCCGCUGUACAGGCAGACCUGGACAUGCCGGACCUGCUGGAUACACCUCUGGACUCCCCGGACACGGACAUGGAGCUGCUGUCCGGCGCCAUCUCGCGACGAUAUUCCCGUGAUGCGACCACCUCCACGGUCAGCAUCCAGGGCUCAGGGAACCACUACCACGCCUGUGCCUCUGACGAGUACGAGGACGUGGGCUUCGAUCCGUCCAUCCUCCCGCCGCCGGACCCCUGGAUCGACAGCGUGACCGACGACUCGCUCGACGUCAACUUCAACAGCUCUGCCAUCCUGGAGGUGGUGCAGCGGUCGGUGUGUCAGAGAGACGGUCGCUGGUUCCUGAAGCUGCUGCAGGCCGAGACGGACCGCAUGGACGGCUGGUGUCGACAGAUGGAGCUGGACCAGCAGGAGAACGAGCUGCCUGAAGACAUCCUGGGGAAGAUGAGGAGUGCGAUGGGCAGCGCGCAGCUGCUCAUGUCUCAGAAGUUUCAGCAGUUCAGGGAGCUGUGUGAGGAGAACCUGAACCCCAGCGCCCACCCCCGGCCCGUGGCCUCCGACCUCGCCGGGUUUUGGGACAUGCUCCAGCUGUCAAUUGAGAACAUCAGCCUCAAGUUUGACGAGCUCCACCAGCUCAGGGCCAAUAACUGGAGACCCCUGGAUCCUCCGGAGAGAAAGGAGAGACGCCUCCCUCCUCCAGUGCCCAAAAAGCCCCCGAAGGGCCCCCCCCACCACCACCACCCCCCUCUGGCCAGAGACCGCUCGCUGGAGAGCUCGGAGAAACAGAGGCAGGAGGCCCGCAAGCGUCUGAUGGCCGCCAAGAGAGCGGCGUCCGUGAGGCAGAACUCAGCCACGGAGAGCGCCGACAGCAUCGAGAUCUACAUCCCCGAGGCCCAAACAAGGCUAUGAGGACAUGACAGAGGACACACACACACACACACACGCACAAACAUACACUCAGCA
This is a messenger RNA of Salarias fasciatus (jewelled blenny), 3594 nucleotides long. Its product is annotated as disks large-associated protein 1-like. NCBI's taxonomy places the organism in Eukaryota, Metazoa, Chordata, Actinopteri, Blenniiformes, Blenniidae. The coding region runs from base 1 to 3540 and encodes 1179 amino acids. Gene Ontology annotation, biological process: signaling. The record is from RefSeq and is a predicted model, not a curated record. Gene Ontology annotation, molecular function: molecular adaptor activity. Gene Ontology annotation, cellular component: postsynaptic specialization; glutamatergic synapse. The transcript has 14 exons.